UGAAAUCACGACACACCUAUUUGCACUGGAUGUAUCGAACCCAGUGCUCUCUGGAUGCUAUUAUGAUUUAACUAAACCUGCAUGCCCUCAUUAUUUUUUUCUCCUUGUGUUUAUGUGGGGAUUUCUUUAAACUAACAAUAGUUGAUUUUUUUUUUUACCCCCUUUUGAAGGAAGGAUGGCAUAUUGGGCCUCUGUCUUUGUCUUGGCUGCACUGUGGCCCGGCGCUUUGUCUGUGACACGGUACUCCAUUGCCGAGGAGAUGGAGAGGGGUUCUGUUGUGGCUAAUCUUGCUGCGGAUUUGGGACUUGAGCUCGGCCGUUUGGCACAACGAGAGGUAAAACUCGAUAUCUUCACAAACAAAAAAUAUCUAGACUUUAACAAAAAGACUGGGGAGCUUUACAUCGUUGAAAGAAUAGACAGGGAAUAUCUUUGCCCAGCGAAGCCAACUUGCUUUUUAAAGCUUGAUUUCAUCAUCGAGACCCCGCUGCGCAUCUUCAACAUUGAGCUCGGAAUAACAGAUAUAAAUGAUAACGCUCCACAUUUCCGAAGAGACAGAGUAGAACUGGACGUCUCAGAAUCCGCUACGCCGGGGGAGAGAUUCUCACUGCCCAAUGCUGUAGAUCCAGAUGUUGGCAUAAAUACGAUUAAAACAUACAAACUUAGCACCAGUGACCAUUUUACCAUAGAAAUUCAGACUGGCAGUGACGGAACUCAAUAUGUAGAUUUGGUAUUAACGAAAUCGUUAGACAGAGAGGAUAAAGCUGUGCAUAAAUUAAUCCUGACCGCUGUGGACGGAGGUGUCCCUGUGCGUUCAGGUACUGCCAACAUUAUCGUCAGAGUACAAGACACAAACGAUAACCCUCCUCAGUUUGACAAGCAGACGUACACAGUAAAUAUGGCAGAAAAUACUCCGAUAGGAACUCUGGUCGUUAAUCUUAACGCUACUGAUCUUGACGAGGGGAGUAAUUCAGAGAUUGUGUACUCUUUCACUCUUUACACGUCUGAAAAAACGCAAGACGUCUUCACACUGAAUCCCAAUACAGGAGAGAUAACUGUAAAAGGAACGAUAGAUUACGAAGAUAUGAAAUUUUAUGAGAUGCAUAUUGAAGCAAAAGACAAAGGAGCACACCCUCUGCUGGGGCAGUGCAAAAUAGUGGUUCAUGUGACAGAUAUGAAUGACAAUUUUCCUGAAAUUACUGUACAGUCUGUGAAAAACACAGUACCUGAGAAUGUACCUGUGGGAACCGUUAUUGCGCUGGUAGGCAUAAGCGACCGAGACACUGGUGAUAACGGAAAAAUAAAGAUCUUCAUACAAGAGGCCAUGCCGUUUAUUCUUAACAAAUCAUCAGAUAGACCCACACAUUAUAACCUGAUAGUGUCUGAGCCAUUAGAUCGGGAAAAAGUACCUGAAUACGACAUAACACUAAUUGCUAGAGAUACAGGAACACCUCCCCUAUCUGACAAUGAAACAAUAACCGUGCACCUGCUGGAUGUUAAUGAUAAUGCGCCACAAUUUCCCCAGUCAUUUUAUACCAUACGUGUGAUGGAGAAUAAUGCACCUGGCUCCUUGCUCAGCUCACUCACUGCAUUUGAUCCBGACCUCCAUGAAAACCAGUAUCUAGUUUAUUUCAUCAUAGAGAAGGAGAUUGCCAACACCUCCAUGUCUAUGCUGUUCUCCAUCAAUCCAGAGAACGGGAAUCUUUAUGCACUGAAAACWUUUGACUAUGAGAUUGAGAAGGAGUUUCUUUUCCACAUCGAGGCCAGAGACUCUGGUUCUCCUCCUCUCAGCAGUAAUGUGACCGUCCACAUCAUCAUUGUUGACCAAAAUGACAACGCUCCAGUUAUUGUCUCUCCUUGGCGUGCUCACGGCUCACUGGUGGAGGAGAAGAUCCCCAGAUCCACUGAUAAAGGAUCCCUGGUGGCUAAAGUGAUCGCCUUAGACACAGACUCUGUGCACAACUCUCGGAUUUCCUACCAGUUUCUCCAGGUGACUGAUGCUUCCUUGUUCAGCUUGGACCAAUACAACGGAGAGAUCAGGACUAUGAGGAUGUUCAGUUACAAAGACUCCCGCCACCACAGACUGGUUGUUGUUGCCAAGGACAACGGGGAGCCUGCUCUCUCUGCUACAGUCACCAUCAAGCUGCUGACAGUGGAGACUGAUGUUAAGGCCUACUCUGAUAUGACUGAGAUGCCUCUGGAGUACGACAUCUUUUCAGACAUCAACCUGUAUCUGGUCAUCGGUCUGGCCUCGGUGUCAUUUCUCCUGCUCAUCACCAUACUGGUCACCAUCGUGCUGAAGUGUCAGAAAGCCAAGCCCAGCAAAACUGCUCCUCCCAGCAGGAACAGUGUGAUCAGUGAGAGGAACUCCACCAUCGCAGACUCCACUCUGGUCUCCAAUGAUGCCUACUGGUACAGUCUGUUUCUAGCAGAGACCAGGAAAGGAAAGCUGGUGGUCAGACAGCCUGUGCCAAAGGGCUCCAGAUAUAUCGUGUCCAGCAUCCCGAGAGGGACAGGAUUGUCAGAGACUAGUGACUCAGCUGCUUCUACUCUGCAGUACCCUAAAUGAGGAAGGUCCACUCAGCAGCUGGAGGAAUCCACUACAAGCAGCAACAGCUCCAAGUAAUUCCAGUCCUUCAGCUGUGGAUAGGAUUUUCGCCAACAGCAAACGCCUGGUGGAAGAAAAGAGGAACUCCGUUCAGAGAUCCACCCCCAUGGAUACGCCCUCCUUUGUCUCGUUCCCGUUCCUUACUCUGUGCAGUCGUCAUGCAGCCCAAAUGAACCGGACCAGAAAACAUAACCCUGCACUCCCCCAUUCUUUGAACACACAUGAAAAGCAGAUCAACAAUGCCCUGAUGUCCAUACCUAUAUGCAUGAAUAGACUGCAUGGCUUCAACUUAUAUUUAAAGUAUUGUAAAGAUGAGGUACUGACAAAUGUGCAUUCUUAAGUUUGAACAGAAGGCACAACUAGUAUUCCAAGAGAGGACACGGAAAGGUUGGAAUGCCCUUAGAGACUUUUGACGUUUAGUAGAAGGAAGCACAUGUUGGAAUCUACAAUUGAAUCCUUUGUGCCCCUGCCUUGCGCCAUACAAACACUGACGUAUAAUAUCAGAGGUAACAUACAGCACAACUAACUAAAUGUUCAAGAAGCAUUGAAUCAAAUCAAAAGUAAUUAAAUAGAAUCAGCAUUUUGUAAAUGUGUUUACUGUUAGCUAAUUCAUGUUUACUUGUGUUUUAUAAGUUAGCCAGGCCUACAUAUGUGAAAGUGCCAAGUCCAUCAUAAGCACAAAAGAAUAGAAUUGAGGUCUUUCUUCUUCAGCCAUCAUGCCUUUCAGUUGUUUUCUGCAAGAAACAAUAGAGUAACGAGUAUCAAGUGUGUUAUUUUCUGUAAUUAGGACAGACAUAUUUUUUGUUGUUCUUUUAACAGAGAUAAACAAUUAUAUUUUAUGGGACCAGAAUCAUGCGGUGCGAUGUUUUGUUUUGUUACCUUAGUUUUUGAAUGAAGCAGCACAAUUACGGCUUAGUUUAUUCACAAAUGUAACAUUUCUCAUAACAUAAAGUUUAAAUGUCACCAUGUUUGAAAGUUUUGGUUACUUGAACAUUGUUAAAUAAGUCUUGGGGCUUCAGUGAGUGAGCGACCACGAGAGAACAGACUGAUUCAUUAUAUGAACUGUAUUUAUAUUACGAUUUACUUAUUUCAGUUUACAAGCAAAGCUCUUUGAGUUAGCUUAAUUUCGGUAUAUUCAGUGGUGCAGCCUGUUGACAUUUAAUGUUGACUUUACAAAACUGGAACGGCAAAUUGUACCUGUGUUUUAUUUUCAUUCAAUGAAAGCUGUGUUUAUGUAUUUUACAAUAUUGUAUGCAUCUCCUUAAGGAAUUCAAACACACAUGCAACUAACAUAAGAGAAAUACUCACAUGCCUCUUUAUUAAUAUGCCUUUUUUUAAUCAUCAGUAAAGGAUUUUUAAGCCUCUUUAAUGUGAACAGAAUUAUGUGCCAUCAUAUUUAAGUCUGUGUAAGCAGGAACACAACCAUGUUGUCAAACUCUUUAGUACGACUUGUGUUUCUAUCUGGGUGUAAUGUGUUGAAUCAAAACAUAUGGUAAAUGCUUUUGUACGGUGUUCCUUUCAUGGUGCAACAUGUAGACGGUGUGAGUUAAUUGUAUACUGUAGUCUGUAUGAAUUACUACAAAUAAAAUAUAACAAUAAAAUCUCA
Molecule: messenger RNA, 4211 nt
Organism: Poecilia reticulata (guppy)
Lineage: Eukaryota; Metazoa; Chordata; Actinopteri; Cyprinodontiformes; Poeciliidae
Source: RefSeq, a predicted model, not a curated record